UGAGAAAGUUUAGUUUCAUCUUCCCCAGAGCCUCUCUUCACAGGGUCCCGGCCGGCACAGAAACCUGCACUGACAGAAGCUGCUCACCAGAAGAGCAACUGGGAAUGGCCACCCCAUCCGUGGUGAUGAUCCAGCCUCAGCAUGGCAUGGCCAUUGCCUCGAGGAACAUAUGGCAGACAGGGCUGAUGGACUGCUGCACCGACUGUGGCGUCUGCUGCUGCGGCAUGUUCUGCUUCCCCUGCCUCGCCUGCCAAGUGGCUGGGGACAUGAAUGAGUGCUGCCUGUGUGGGACCAGCAUGGCCAUGAGGACCCUCUACCGCACCAGAUACAACAUCCCGGGGUCCCUUUGCUCUGACUGCUGUAUCACCAUGUGCUGCCUCACGUGCUCUGUUUGCCAAAUUAAGAGAGACAUCAACCGGAGGAGGGAGCUGGGCAUAUUCUGGUAA
Messenger RNA from Antrostomus carolinensis (chuck-will's-widow), 446 nucleotides. RefSeq names its product placenta-specific gene 8 protein. The annotation marks the transcript as partial. The record is from RefSeq and is a predicted model, not a curated record. The transcript has 4 exons. Lineage: Eukaryota; Metazoa; Chordata; Aves; Caprimulgiformes; Caprimulgidae.